CAACAAAGAGAUUGCAACCACAAACCGUGUGGCCCUACUUCCCCAUUUUCUCCGCAUCAAAGCCAGUCUUCCCACAGGAAACACUUAUCCUAGUCUUCGUCUCUUCUGCUCUGUUAUAUUGUUAAUCUAUUUCUUUCACCAACAAGUCCUCGAACUCUUCACAUUUUAUAUUGUCUGUAUCCCUAAUUCCUGGUUUUAUGCUUGAUGAUCGCUUUGUACAGCGUUACUAGCCUCUGAUUCAUUCUUGUCGCUCGGGUUUUAUUGAAGAGAUUCGAUGAGCAACUUGUAGAGCUACAGUUCAUCUUGGCGGGCUUGGAUUUAGGGGAGUUCCUGAUGCUCUGAUCUUUGGAGUGCAGAUUUGAGGUUUUUGACACCUGCCCUUUUACUUAUUCAGUCUAUUCUCAAAUGGGUUGGUGAUGUCUUUGAUGCUUGACCGCAUUUGGACAUCAAGUUUUUAUUUUGAAUCUUCUACUGAUGUUGCUGUAACUGCCGAGUGAGGUGUUUGAUGAUUUGUGUGUUAUCUGUUUGAUGGCUAUUAAUUGCAAGAGAACUCGGAUCAGAGAUGCGGCUACUCGCCGUUUCUUGUCCGUAGUUUCACUUACAUUGUUGGCGGUUUUGCUACUGAUUGUUCUACUUAGAACACAUUCAGUGGCAACAGCAGUAGAUGAAGUAAAUGAGUAUUUUGAUGGAAGUUACAAUUAUUCACAGAUUAAAGAAAAACUUAACCUCCCCUGGCAGAAUAAGUUUUCAAUUCAAUUGGAAAAGCUAAACCAGUUGCCUCCUAGAAAUAGAGAUUUAUACCCAAAUCUAGCAAAGGAUCACAUAGUUAUUGUACUAUAUGUACACAAUCGAACCCAGUAUCUGAAGAUAGUUGUAGAGAGCUUGUCUCAGGUACAAGGAAUUAGUGAGACUUUACUGAUAGUUAGCCAUGAUGGGUACUUCGAAGAAAUGAACAAUAUUGUGGACAGUAUUAAAUUUUGCCAAGUGAAGCAGAUAUUUGCCGUUUAUUCACCCCAUGUAUUUCCCAAUAGUUUUCCCGGUGAAUCGCCUGCUGACUGUAAGGAUAAGGAUAAUGCAAGAAAGAAGCACUGUAAUGGGACCCCUGAUCAAUAUGGGAACCACAGGUCACCGAGGAUAGUGUCGCUAAAGCACCAUUGGUGGUGGAUGAUGAACACAGUGUGGGAUGGAUUAAAGGAGACCCGCGGGCGCAUUGGUCAUAUUCUUUUCAUAGAGGAGGAUCAUUUCAUCUUUCCCAAUGCGUAUAGAAACUUACAAAGACUUGUAGCACUGAAACCUCAGAAAUGCCCUGAUUGCCAUGCUGCAAAUUUAGCCCCUCUUGAUGUAAACUCAAGAGGAGAAGGGAAGGAUACCUUAAUUGCAGAGAAGAUGGGAAAUGUGGGCUAUUCAUUUAAUCGAACGGUGUGGAGAAAAAUUCAUAGGAAGGCGAGAGAGUUUUGCUUCUUUGAUGAUUAUAAUUGGGAUAUAACAAUGUGGGCAACAGUUUAUCCCUCUUUUGGUGCUCCCGUUUAUUCAUUACGAGGGCCCCGUACUAGUGCGGUUCACUUUGGAAAGUGUGGUUUGCAUCAGGGCCAUGAGAAGAAAGGUGCUUGCAUUGAUAACAGUAAGGUUAAAAUUCAGGUAGAAGAUGCUGACAAGGUUCCCAACAUUGUAUCAAAAUGGGGCGUGCGGGUCUAUGAGCUUCAGCAAGGGUAUCGUGCUGGGUUCAAGGGAUGGGGAGGCUGGGGAGAUGAGAGAGACCGUCAGUUGUGCUUAAAUUUUGCUCUCAUGUAUCACUCCACAAAUAUUGGUUAUACUGCCUGAAGACAUAAGAUUUGGCCCAGUCCUAUACUCUUUUGUUGUAUCUGGUGAGUUUCGGGAGAUUUAUUUUGUAGCAGUUAUAUGUUCGUAAUAUCUUUUUUAUUGAAUUAUUUUUUUUCACAACGGUUUAGAAAUGAAAUUAGAUUUUUCUUUUUA
Molecule: messenger RNA, 1974 nt
Organism: Tripterygium wilfordii
Lineage: Eukaryota; Viridiplantae; Streptophyta; Magnoliopsida; Celastrales; Celastraceae
Product: alpha-1,6-mannosyl-glycoprotein 2-beta-N-acetylglucosaminyltransferase-like
Exons: 1
Coding region: 529-1821 (430 amino acids)
Biological process (GO): protein N-linked glycosylation; oligosaccharide biosynthetic process
Cellular component (GO): Golgi membrane; Golgi stack
Molecular function (GO): alpha-1,6-mannosylglycoprotein 2-beta-N-acetylglucosaminyltransferase activity
Source: RefSeq, a predicted model, not a curated record